GAUGCCGAUUGAGAUUGUCUGCAAAAUCAAAUUUGCAGAGGAGGAUGAGAAGCAGGCGGCGAAAGAGGAAGGGGACAAGGAGAGCUUGCUAGAGGAGCCCAGCCAGCCACACCACCGUGACCUGGCCGCCUUUGCCGGGGCCAGCACCCUGCACGGCCUGGGCCACAUUUGCCGCCCAGGGCAGCUGGGGGUCCGCCAGGCUCUCUGGGCGCUCGCAUUUGUCGCCUCCCUGGCCUUCUUCCUGUACCAGGCGGCCCGGUCAGCGCUCUUCUACCUGGAGCACCCGCACGUCACCACCCUGGACGAGGAGGCGACCCAGAAGAUGAUAUUCCCAGCUGUGACCAUCUGCAACAUCAACCGCUUCCGCCACUCGGCCCUUACCGACGCCGACAUCUUCCACCUGGCCAACAUGACUGGGCUGCCGCCCAAGGACCGUGAUGGACACAAGGCCUCUGACCUGCUCUACCCCGACCCUGACAUGGCCGAUAUUGUCAACCGCACUGGGCACCAGCUUGAGGACAUGCUCAAGAACUGCAGCUUCAGCGGUGAGAACUGCUCUGCGGGAAACUUCACGGUGGUCUACACACGCUAUGGGAAGUGCUACACAUUCAAUGGCGACCGGAACAAACCACGAGUGACUCGCCAGAGUGGGAUGGGCAACGGGUUGGAGAUUAUGUUGGACAUCCAGCAGGAGGAGUACCUGCCCAUCUGGAGAGAGACCAAUGAGACAUCAUUUGAAGCCGGAAUUCGAGUACAGAUCCACAGCCAAGAUGAGCCACCCUACAUCCACCAAUUGGGGUUUGGAGUCUCUCCAGGUUUCCAGACCUUUGUGUCCUGCCAGGAGCAGAGGUUGACGUACCUGCCCCAGCCCUGGGGCAGCUGCCGGGCCAGCGUGAAGGGGGAACAGGUUCUGCCCGGCUACGAGAGCUACAGUAUUGCUGCUUGCAGGCUGCAGUGUGAGAAGGAGGCUGUGGUGCGGAACUGCCAGUGCCGCAUGGUGCACAUGCCAGGUAACGAGACCAUCUGCUCGCCCAACGUUUACAUUGAAUGUGCGGACCAUACACUAGAUACAGCAGUUGAGGAUUCCCAGGAGCGCUGUGUCUGCCCCACGCCCUGCAACUUGACUCGCUAUGGCAAGGAGAUCUCCAUGGUGCGCAUGCCCAACAAGGGCUCGGCCCGGUACCUUGCUCGCAAGUAUAACCGCAAUGAGACCUACAUCCGGGAGAACUUCUUGGUGCUGGACAUUUUCUUUGAGGCACUGAACUAUGAGGCGAUUGAGCAGAAGAGGGCAUACAACCUGGCAGGGCUUCUCGGGGACAUUGGAGGCCAAAUGGGCCUGUUCAUCGGGGCCAGCGUCCUCACUGUCCUGGAAAUCUUGGACUACAUCUAUGAGGUGAUCCGUGACAAGGUGGCCCAUGGCCUACGACGCCCCAAGCCCCCUCUGAAGAAGCCUUCAGGCAGCAUUGCCACCCUGGGACUGGAGGAGAUCAAGGAGCAGAGCUCCUGUGAGAGCCUGGGCCACCACAACGAGGGCAGCUACCCCACAGGACUUCUGCCCAACCACCACCACCGCCACCACUACUCGGGCCAAGGGGUCUUCGAAGACUUUGCUUGCUAAGCCAGCUCGUGCGCUGCUCCCCCCAAACAGCAGCAGUGCCUCUGGAGCAGCUUGGGGCACCGCAGGCUCCAGCCUGCACCAAGAAGCCUUUUCCAAGUGGCUAGGCCAGGCCUUCCUCCAAAGGCUUUCAAAAAGCACCGUGAUGCUUUUAUAGCCCCCUCCCUCCUGUAACUAACCCGCUUCCCCAGUCCAGCUGGUCCUGCCCCUGCCCUCCAGGGCUCAGCACCCCCAUCCCCCAACAAACCUUCCCCAUACUGAAGCACAGAGAAAGACCGAGGAUCAGCUGCCAAGAACAGGGAGGUGGAAUGGACUCUAAACUGCUCCACUGAUAGGAAGCAAGGCUUGACUGAGGCAGGCAGCCUGCCUGGAAUUUCACAAAGUGGGAGGAAGGGGGACAUGGAGCAUUCAAGGGAGCAAAGAGGGCGUCAAAAAAGGUAGAGGCAACUCUCUCUCCCAGGGCCCAGUCUAUAACACAGUAGCACCACACAACCAGCUACUCACACAGCCCCACGUGGCAGCCUCUGCCACAGACUCUGAGUAGCAGGAGCCAUGUUCCCUCCAACACCUCUCACUUUGUCCUGUCUUAUCAUUACUGUUCCUACUUACACCUCUUCCCUCAGCCUCCUUACAAACAUACAUUUCCAUGUACCACUAUUUUACAUGCACACAGGGGUAUCUCAGGGCAGGAAAGAGGUCCUGCAUCCCAUUGGCUGCUGCUGUUGGGCAGUGAGUGCCAUGAGGUAUCCCAUUGCUUACUUGCUGCUGCCCCCCACACUGAGGCUGUGCCCACAAGGAGGUUCAAAGACCUGCCAUCCUGCCCACGAUGUGCCCCUUUACCAUAUGGGUACGUGCCCCUCACCCUCAUGGUUGGCCAGCUGUCACCCAUCCCUUCUUCCCUCAGAACUGUAUAUUUGUACAUAACUGUUUUGGGUCUGUGGUUUUUAGCCGGCUACACUCAGUCUUUCGUUGCUGCAGCUGGCCCCUGCCGGCAUUGCUAAAAACUGCUGGUAAGGCUGGACACCACAACAUCGACGUCCAAUCUCAGGUUCCCUCCCAGCUCAAGUGCAGAGGCCGAUGCUGCAGGAGGCUGCUGGCACCAACAAAGCCAGAGUUCCCCUGGGGCAGCCCCUUCCCAGAUUUACAGACGCCCGCCCCCCCUUCCCCACAUCUUCCACCCUCCUCCAGCAGUAUUCAGGGUCCAAGCCACACAAAAACACCCCACCCUCAGGAGAAAGAGCCUUACGGGUCCCACACAAUGUCAAGGGGAGGAUAAGGAGCCCAGGCAGCUUCCCCAGGACUCAGAUCCGUAGGCUGAAGCACUUAGUAGCAGACUUGCCCAGUACAUCUGUGGGGGGGGGGGGAGUGGGGGUGCGAUGACUCCUCAAGGGCAGCAAGGGAAAAUGUCAACUUUCUCUUUGCAGCAGGGCCCUAAGUAAAGCUACAACAGGAAAAAGCCAACCAACCUACCUUGUGCUGUCUUGACAGGACAAGGGAAUACCCCAGAACCCAGCUGUGGUCCUCAGCCCUCCAUGUAGCAAACCAGAGGGGGCUCCAGCAUGCACCGUCGAGACACCUCAUGGUGUCAUGCCCCACACUUAGGGAAUUGUGCCUGUACUCCUGGGGGUGCAUUUUCAGGAGGAAAGGUGGCACAGGAAUAUGCUGCAAAUGCUCCCCCUCCUCCUCCAGUGACACCACCAAACUCUAGCAUACACCACCUCCAAAAGCCAAGAGCAGUCAAGGCAAUUGACUGCUACAGAGGGAGUAGGAUAUUGCAGAUGAAAUCCACCUGCCUGCUGCAUAUGUGUGUGACUCCAAGGGUGCAGGCUGCAGGAGACACUCAACUGGGACCCAGCCAGGGAUCUUCCCAGGAGGGGGUCUGUUAAUCCCAUGACUUUACUGAGCGCAAGUCGCUGUUUUACAAAUGUACAAGUUUCUCCCAAUAAAGAGGCACAAGUAGAA
Zootoca vivipara (common lizard) is the source of this 3577-nucleotide messenger RNA. RefSeq names its product acid sensing ion channel subunit family member 4 (gene ASIC4). The record is from RefSeq and is a predicted model, not a curated record. Gene Ontology annotation, molecular function: ligand-gated sodium channel activity. Lineage: Eukaryota; Metazoa; Chordata; Lepidosauria; Squamata; Lacertidae. Gene Ontology annotation, cellular component: plasma membrane. Gene Ontology annotation, biological process: sodium ion transmembrane transport.